AUGACCGCGGUGCCGUGGCCGUCGGUCCCGAACGGGACGGAUGCCGCCUUCCUGGGCGGCCCCGCGUCGGUGUCCGCGCCUUGGGGCAACGGCUCGGCCGCACCACCGGCCGCCGCGUUUCGCUGCGCACUGACCAAGACCGGCUUCCAGUUCUACUACCUGCCGGCCGUGUACAUCGUGGUGGCGGUGGUGGGGCUCGUGGGCAACAGCGUGGCCAUGUGGAUGUUCGUGUGCCACCUGCGGCCGUGGAGCGGCAUCUCGGUGUACAUGUUCAACCUGGCGCUGGCCGACUUCCUCUAUGUGCUCACGCUGCCGGCGCUGGUCUUUUACUACUUCAACCGCACCGACUGGGUGUUCGGCGACGCGCUGUGCCGCCUGCAGCGCUUCCUCUUCCACGUGAACCUGUACGGCAGCAUCCUCUUCCUGACCUGCAUCAGCGCGCACCGCUACAGCGGCGUGGUGCACCCAUUGCGCUCGCUCGGCCGCCUGCAGCGCGCGGGAGCCGUGCGCGUCAGCGCGCUCGUCUGGCUGCUGGUGGCCGCCGCCAUCGCGCCCAUCCUCUUCUACUCGGGCACCGGCGUGCGCCCCAACAAGACGGUCGCCUGCUACGACACCACCUCCGACGAGCACCUGCGCGGCUACUUUCUCUACAGCCUGUGCACCACCGUGGCCAUGUUCUGCGUGCCGCUCGUGCUCAUCCUGGCCUGCUAUGGUCGCAUCGUGCGCGCGCUCGUGCGCAACGACCUGGACCACUCGCCGCUGCGCAGGAAGUCCAUCUACCUGGUCAUCAUUGUCCUCGCCGUCUUUGCCGUGUCCUACAUCCCCUUCCACGUCAUGAAGACCAUGAACCUGCGCGCCCGGCUGGACUUCCAGACCCCGGAGAUGUGCGCCUUCAACGAUCGCGUCUAUGCCACCUACCAGGUGACCCGCGGGCUGGCCAGCCUCAACAGCUGCGUGGAUCCCAUCCUCUACUUCCUGGCAGGGGACACGUUCCGCAGGAGGCUCUCCCGGGCCACCAGGAAGGCCUCCCGGAGGAGCGAGGCCAACCUGCAGUCCAAGAGCGAAGACCUGACCCUCAACAUCCUCUCCGAGUUCAAGCAGAAUGGAGACACCAGCCUGUGA
This is a messenger RNA of Dipodomys ordii (Ord's kangaroo rat), 1122 nucleotides long. RefSeq names its product purinergic receptor P2Y, G-protein coupled, 1 (gene P2ry1). The record is from RefSeq and is a predicted model, not a curated record. Bases 1 to 1122 code for a protein of 373 amino acids. Gene Ontology annotation, molecular function: ATP binding; G protein-coupled ATP receptor activity; A1 adenosine receptor binding. Lineage: Eukaryota; Metazoa; Chordata; Mammalia; Rodentia; Heteromyidae. Gene Ontology annotation, biological process: phospholipase C-activating G protein-coupled receptor signaling pathway; platelet activation; relaxation of muscle. Gene Ontology annotation, cellular component: plasma membrane. The transcript has a single exon.